Messenger RNA from Musa acuminata subsp. malaccensis (wild Malaysian banana), 1227 nucleotides. Its product is annotated as probable plastid-lipid-associated protein 13, chloroplastic. Lineage: Eukaryota; Viridiplantae; Streptophyta; Magnoliopsida; Zingiberales; Musaceae. The record is from RefSeq and is a predicted model, not a curated record.
CCGGAUGAUGGGAUUCAAUCGUUUUCGUGCCGGAAAAAAAAGCGCUAGAUUCUUGGGGUUCGAUCUCCCCUUUUCGCUUGUGUUCUCCUCGAAUCAUCCAUGGCCGCCGCCAUGACGCUCGGCAGCAUUCGACCCGCGAUCUCUCCUCCUCGUCUCCCCUCUAUUUCUCCGUUGCCGUUGCCGGAGAAGAGCCGACGCGACGCCGGUCUCAGCCUCCGGCGGCACCGACGUGGCCCCGGGCGAUGGACGGCCAUGGUGCAGCAGCAGACUUUCCAGGGCCCCUCCGCUGCCUACGCCAGAGAGAUGGAGCGGCUCUCCGCCAAGGAAUCUCUGCUCCUCGCCUUCAAGGAUGCUGGGGGCUUCCAAUCAUUGAUCAGUGGACAGACAACAGAGCUGCAGCGGAUUGAUGUUAACGAGAGGAUUGUCAGUCUUGAGCGACUAAAUCCCACUGCCCGUCCCACAACAUCACCCUUUCUGGAAGGCCGGUGGAACUUCGAGUGGUUUAGUGCUGGUAGCCCUGCAUCAUUUGCUGCAAGAUUUCUGUUUCAGAGAUCACCUGCCACUUUAGCCAAUUUGUUGGGAAUGGAUAUGCUAUUAAAGGAUGGAUACUCAAAAAUCACAGCAAACCUUAGGUUUUUGAACUCUAUAGAAAGCAAGUUUCUCCUGACAACCAAAUUGUCAUUAGAGGGUCCUACCCGGAUGAAAGAAGAGUAUGUUGAGGGGACAUUGGAAACACCCACAGUUAGUCAAGAGGCUGUACCAGAACAGUUGAAGGGCGUUGUUGGACAAGCAACCACUGCUUUGCAGCAACUUCCUGCACCAAUUAAGGAUGCCUUUGCAAAUGGACUCAAAAUUUCACUAAGUGGUGCUUUUGAGAGAAUGUUCAUGAUUUCCUACUUGGAUGAAGAAAUAUUGAUAACGAGGGAUUCUGCUGGAGCUCCUGAUGUUCUUACAAGAUUGGAAGGGUCUCCAGCAUCAUCCGCGACAGACUCCAUGAUGUCAGAGUAUGAAAGUUAACCAUUGUCCCUGAGUUGGUAUGGAUCCACCAUCCUGCACCAGAAUUCCUCUACUGCACCCACCCCGAAUCCACAUACACACUAAUGCAAUACAUUUAUCAGGCCGAUCCACUGUAAACUCUCACAAGUGCUUUGUUCUCCUUGUCCUGCAAAUAUUAUUUGUUUGUCGAGACAUUACACGCACAGUGGAUAACAACCAUUUCAAAAACUC